Vigna unguiculata (cowpea) is the source of this 1159-nucleotide messenger RNA. RefSeq lists its product as uncharacterized. Gene Ontology annotation, biological process: defense response. The record is from RefSeq and is a predicted model, not a curated record. NCBI's taxonomy places the organism in Eukaryota, Viridiplantae, Streptophyta, Magnoliopsida, Fabales, Fabaceae.
UCUCCUUGAAUACGCGCACAAAUACAUCUAUAAAACCUAAGAUCGCAUCAAAUUUUAAUUCCAACGUUAAAAUUUUUCUAAACCCCAAAAAAUCACGAAACAAUGGAACCAGAACAAAGAUCCAUAGAGGUGAAACUCAUCUCGUGCAAGGACCUCAGAGCCUUCAAUUUUUUCCAAAAGCUCACAGUUUACGCCACCGUCUUCAUCGACAGCGAGGAUCCGAAGAGGGAAAUGACGGAGGAACGGAGGCAGCGACAGCGAACCCUAACGCACAGAGAAAGCGACGGCGAUGGCAGCAACCCCGAAUGGAACAACUACGCGCGUUUCGAUUUGGGGAAGCUUUCGCGCUCGCCGCGCCACUCCGAUUACGAUGAUCUCUUCCUCUGCUUUGAGUUCCGCCACGACGGCGUCAUCCUCGGCGAUAAAAUCGUCGGCGAGUGCCGCGUGGCGUUCUCCGAUAUGAUCCGCGACGGAGCCGCCGGCGCAGCGAGGAUCGUGAGCUAUGAGGUUCGAUCCCCCGAGGGAAAGCCGAAUGGUGUCUUCAAUUUUUCGUACAAAUUGAUUGGGUUUGGGAUUGGGAUUGGAAAUUGGGGUGGGAUUGUUAGCGGAAUGCACUCGUCGCAGAUUCUCCAAGGGAGAAUCUCCGGGUACCCUGUUCUGGCACCGGAGGAUUGCGCGUGCGCUCCCAAUAGGGUACAAUAUCCCACGUGCGACAUUGAUAACACGUGCUGCUACCCAACGGUUGCGUUGCCGGUGGGGUGUCCCGUCUAUCCGGCAGCUGCUCCACCGCCGCCGGUUAUGCUUCCGUCGUACGGAGAGUUUCAUUUCAAUUACCCACAACCGUCGUCACCGCCGCCGCCGGUUGCGUAUCCAUAUCCUCCCCCGCCUCCUCCGGCGGUGCAUGCUUAUCCUCAUUUUGGGCCGGAGGCCCAUCCAUGGCUACCAGGCCCGUAUAGUGAACGCAGGUGGUAAUGGACUAAUGAAGGGUUCAAAGGCCAUAAUUUUUCUGAGGUGUUUAUUUUGACAACGUGUAGUUGUAUAGUUUUUUUUUAUUUUUUUAUAUUUUCUCUUUUUUGUAGGGUUUUCCAUAUUUUAUAUACGGAAAUUUUGUUGUAAACUUUGUCGUCAAUAUUUUAAUUUUAUUUAUUUAUUUAUUGUU